AUGGUCUACGGCCGGCUGGUGGAUCCCGACGGGGACUUCUUCAUCGGGCGCGCGUGGCACCACCACCCUCCCUGGCGGCCCGGCUCGGCCCUGCACGGCGGCCCAGUUGACGAUUUCUCCAAGGACAUCGGCGGGGCGGCGGCGCAGCGGGAGUGGUUGAGCCUCUUCUACCUCAGGCCGGAGGCGGUGCCGAACACCGUCCUGAGCCUGGACACGGCGAGGAGGGUGCUGUUCGCAGGCCGGGCGAGCCGCGUGCUGCUGCGGGGCGGGCGGUGGUCCGCCGCGCCGGCGGGCGGCGGCCCCGACCUGGCCGCCAUCCAGGACGACGUGGACGCCCUGCUCGGCUGCUUCGGCGCGAUGAGCCCGCCCUGCGUGGCCGAGCGCGCGGUGGAGCGCAUCCGCGCGCGCGUGUCCGAGAAGCUGAGGCGCCUGGUGGUCGAGGAGGCGGGGCUCGCGCAGCACCUGGCCGCCCUCAAGGGCUUCUGCCUCCUGGGCCACGGCGCCUUCUACCAGACGCUGCUGGAGGCGGCGAGGCCGCUGCUCCGCCGCCCGCCGCCGCCCCAUGCGGAGGCGGAGCUGGCGCAGGGCCCCUGGGCGACCGCCGUGGCCGAGCUCGAGACGGGGGAGGGGUGCAAGGCAUUCGCGCACACCCAGCUGCACCUCAAUCCCCAGCUCGCGCGCCAGCUCGCGCUGGCGCAGGGGCACAUAGCAUUCGCGCACACCCAGCCGCACCUCAACCAUGGGGACGAGGAACGCGAGUGGCUCCCAGAAGGUGGCCGCGCCCCCCGCUCCUUCUUGUUGGAGCGCUCUCUCCGGAGCGGUGCGCCGGCGCGGUAG
This is a messenger RNA of Prorocentrum cordatum, 837 nucleotides long. The record is from the annotation of a GenBank genome assembly. Lineage: Eukaryota; Dinophyceae; Prorocentrales; Prorocentraceae.